AUGUCCCCGACAUACAGUGUCCUGAAGACCUUUUACGAUUUCAUUAUCAUCGGAGCUGGCAACGCUGGCGCCGCUGUUGGGGCGCGUCUAGCGGAGAACCCUAAAUACAGCGUUCUCGUACUUGAAGCUGGUCCCCCCCUUCCCACCCAGCCAGCGCCAGGCAGUCAAUAUUGGAGCACUCCCAUAUAUGCUUCAGGGCCGUCAAAGCUGCCACAGUAUAUAUGGAACUAUACGAGCAUACCUCAAGUUGAGCUUGCCAACAACAGGGUUGUCUCAAUGCUGAGUGGAAAAGUAGUCGGUGGGACGUCAAACGUCAACUUCAUGCUCUAUACUCGUGGAACUAAGGAAGAAUAUGAUCGAAUCGCGAGGAUCGCGGGUGAUCAACGUUGGUCAUGGGAUAAUAUCAUCCCAUUUGCCAAGAAGUCCGAAACGCGUAAGAAUACCACCAGCGGUCGCAACUUUGACGGGGAUUUUAAUCCUGACGCGUACGGAGACAGUGGUCCCAUACUCAUCUCCCUUCCUAAUGAUGGAAGUCCUUUCCAUGACAAGGUUAAGCAAGCUUCGCACGAGCUCGGAGGUGAUUUCGAGUGGUCGUCUGACACUAACUCUGGCAGAUCUCUUGGUCUGGCUAGAUUGGUCGGAACCAUAGGGACAGGAGUUCGAAGUGGAUCAAGUAACUACCUUAAAAAACCUCGGCGGAACUUGGAGGUGGUGACGGGUGCCCGUGUUACCAAGAUAUUGUUCUCCGAUGGCCCAAACCCCGCUGUCACUGGCGUCGAGUUCACUAAAGGCACAGAUCGUAAUGCCCCAAGGACUAUCGUACGGCCUUUCAAGGAAGUGAUUCUUUCUGCUGGUGCCAUUGGCUCCCCGAAGAUCCUUCUACAGUCAGGCGUUGGUCCAAAAUCGGAACUGGAGAAAUUGGGAAUUAAAGUGGUUAAAGAUCACCCUGAUGUCGGCAGGAACUUGCAAGAUCAUGCACUGAUUACGAAUAGCUGGUAUAUAAAUUCCAACAUUUCCAGGGACGAGCUCUUCCCACCUCCUGGCCGUCCUCUCAGUGCCUGGGCACAAGGACAAUGGGAUCUGUAUGAUAAAAACAAGACUGGGCGUCCAUCGAACACGAUCGGCCAAACCAUUGCCUUCUUCCGUUUGCCUUCCGAUGAUCCCAUUUAUAAGAAACCUGGCGUCGUUGAUGAUUCCCCAGGUCCAAAUUCACCUCAAUUCGAAUUCUUCAUAGAUGAUGGAUGGUCGAACUUGCUUACCAAUCGGCCCGACGUUGGGAGAUUUAUAACUAUAGCAACGAUUGUCUUGUCUCCUAGUUCUAGGGGAAGCGUGACAUUGAAGUCAAGCGAUCCCUUCGAUGAUCCUUUGAUCGAUCCUGCGCUUCUCACAAAGGAGAUCGAUUUUCACAUCCUGAAGACCGCCAUCAAGCGGGCACGAGAGCUAGUUCGGGCACCUGUUUUCGAGGGCUACAUUCAGGGGGAGUGGGAAAAGUUGGCUGAAGCAAAAACCGAUGAACAACUUGACAAAUAUAUCCGCGAAAACACCGUUGCUCAUUUGCAUCCUUCUUCUACUCUGGCUAUUGGACCCAAGGGUAGCGACAAAGGCGUUGUCAACCCUGAUCUCACCGUGAAGGGUAUCAGGAGGCUCCGUGUCGUCGAUGCUAGCAUUUUCCCAAAUGUCGUCGCGGCUCAUCCUCAGAUUCCAGUCUAUGCGAUCGCGGAGCGUGCUUCGGAUAUCAUUAAGAAGCAUUAUCAGUGGCCUUACUAUUUCGACAGUGUGUGGGAAGGCAGUGCAUCUGUGACCGAUUUUGUUGGGAAGAUCAUUUUGUCACUUUUCGAAUGA
This is a messenger RNA of Cantharellus anzutake, 1842 nucleotides long. RefSeq lists its product as uncharacterized. Lineage: Eukaryota; Fungi; Basidiomycota; Agaricomycetes; Cantharellales; Hydnaceae. The record is from RefSeq and is a predicted model, not a curated record. Bases 1 to 1842 code for a protein of 613 amino acids. Gene Ontology annotation, molecular function: oxidoreductase activity, acting on CH-OH group of donors; flavin adenine dinucleotide binding. The transcript is spliced from 13 exons.